Molecule: messenger RNA, 585 nt
Organism: Laccaria bicolor S238N-H82
Lineage: Eukaryota; Fungi; Basidiomycota; Agaricomycetes; Agaricales; Hydnangiaceae
Exons: 3
Coding region: 1-585 (194 amino acids)
Source: RefSeq, a predicted model, not a curated record
AUGGAGACGGAAACUACAGCAAGCAAACACAACAAUUCAUGGUCCUGGUUCAAGGUCCUCUUUGUCGUAUCACAAUUUAUCGUCAACCUCUUCUACAUGGCUGCGGCUUUCCUGGUGGCUCCUUUCUACAUCAAUGCCCUCCCGUCAAGGCAUUUGGUCACAGCCAUCUGGAUGUUGUACCAGCCAUUAUGCCAUACAAUCUGGAUCUUCUUCAGUCCACGAUGCAUACCACUGUUGUGCCGGACCUUUGUGGCGCACACGAUUUUACUCUGUUCUUGGGUUUGGACCAUUGCUUUGGUCAAAGAACCAUUAGGGCUCAAUGGCCCCGGCACUCUCAUUGUGGGCGUUUCGGGAUAUGUUGGCAUCAUCGAUCCUAUGUUCCAAAUCGUUCUCAUAAUGUCUGAGGUGAAUCGGUGCUUGACGGAAUGGUCAAUCUUUCAGGUUGUGCACUCAAACCUGUCAGCUCGCUUCACUGGACAGGCAUCUCUGCCAGGCUCCAUGAUGGAGAAGGACACUCUGCAGUUAGAAGAUGGCUUGUUGGAUGUAGAGGGUUCUAAAAUUCCCUCACCGUAUCUAGCCUGGUAA